AUGCCUGUCUCUUCCAACUACCCCACGAUCGAUAUUCCUAAUGUCGACCUGUGGUCGUUCUUGUUUGAGCGCAAGGAUAGGCCAUUCCCUGAUGAUAAGAUCCUCUACCAGGAUGCCGACACUAAGCGCCACUACACCUACCAGUCCCUGAAGGACGCCUCCCUUGAGUUCGGAAAGGGUCUGAAGGCCACUUAUGACUGGCGCAAGGGCGAUGUGCUGGCUCUCUUCACUCCCAACAGCAUCGAUACCCCGGUGCUCAUGUGGGGUACCCUCUGGGCGGGCGGCAUUAUCUCUCCGGCCAACCCGGCCUACACGGUUGAUGAGCUCGCCUUCCAGCUGAAGAACUCGGGCGCAAAGGCACUUGCAACACAAGCCUCGGUGCUGUCUGUUGCCACGGCAGCUGCGAAGAAGGUCGGCAUCCCGGAAGAUCAUAUCAUCCUGCUGGGUGACGAGCGGGACCCAGAUGCCCGGUACAAGCACUUCACCUCCGUUCGAAACAUCUCCCGCGCCACUCGGUAUCGUCGGCAGAAGAUUGCCCCUGAGACCGAUCUUGCUUUCCUGGUUUAUUCAUCUGGUACUACUGGUGUGCCCAAGGGUGUUAUGCUGUCGCAUAGGAAUAUUGUCGCCAAUGUUCUCCAGCAAGUAACUGGCGAGGGCGGAAACUUGAGCUGGAACGGAGGUCCUGAUGGGAAGGGUGAUCGUGUUCUGGCCUUCUUGCCUUUCUAUCACAUCUAUGGAUUGACCUGUUUGCUCACCCAAGCAUUAUACAAGGGCUACCACCUGAUCGUCAUGGCCAAGUUUGAUAUCGAAAAGUGGUGCGCACACGUACAAAACUACCGCGUGACUUUUAGUUACAUUGUGCCCCCAGUAGUGCUUCUACUAGGCAAGCACCCCGUCGUCGACAAGUACGACCUCUCGAGUUUGCGGAUGAUGAACUCUGGUGCUGCACCACUCACCCAGGAAUUGGUGGAGAACGUAUACGCUCGCAUCAAGGUUGGAAUCAAGCAAGGCUACGGUCUGAGUGAGACCAGCCCUACCACUCACUCCCAGCGCUGGGAGGAUUGGCGCGAGUACAUUGGUUCCGUAGGACGCUUGAUGCCCAACAUGGAAGCCAAGUACAUGACCAUGCCCGAGGAUGGCUCCGAGCCUCGCGAGGUUGCCACUGGCGAGGUCGGCGAGCUUUCGGUGCGUGGGCCGAAUGUGUUUUUGGGAUACCACCAGAAUCCCGCCGCUACUCGUGAGUGUCUGACCGAGGAUGGGUGGUUCCGCACGGGUGAUGUUGGCUACCAAGAUGCCAAGGGCAACUUCUACAUCACGGAUCGUGUCAAGGAGCUCAUCAAGUACAAAGGCUUCCAAGUGCCCCCCGCCGAGCUGGAGGGUCUUUUGGUAGACAAUGAGGCUAUCGACGAUGUCGCCGUGAUUGGCAUUGAGAGUGAAGCCCAUGGUUCCGAAGUACCUUUGGCCUGCGUUGUUCGAAGCUCGAAGAGCAAGUCCUCUGGCGCGAGUGAGGCGGAGGAGGCUGCCAAUAUUGUGAAAUGGCUGGAUAGCAAGGUUGCCCACCACAAGCGUCUGCGUGGUGGUGUGCGGUUCGUGGAUUCGAUCCCUAAGAACCCCAGUGGUAAGAUUCUGCGCCGUAUGCUGAAGCAGCAGUUCAAGGAUGUGGGCAAGGGUCCCAAGGCGAAGCUGUAG
This is a messenger RNA of Penicillium subrubescens, 1689 nucleotides long. RefSeq names its product acyl--CoA ligase. The transcript is spliced from 3 exons. Gene Ontology annotation, molecular function: CoA-ligase activity. The record is from RefSeq and is a predicted model, not a curated record. Gene Ontology annotation, biological process: secondary metabolic process. Bases 1 to 1689 code for a protein of 562 amino acids. NCBI's taxonomy places the organism in Eukaryota, Fungi, Ascomycota, Eurotiomycetes, Eurotiales, Aspergillaceae.